UUCUCUCGGGGUGAGCAGAGUUUAAAUACAACCCCAUCCAUCCCCUCGUUCUCUCCAUCCCCUCUUUCUCUCCGUCCCAACCCAAGGUUGGCGACAUUUUCUUACAACUCUCCCUCUCCAUCCCCUCUUUCUCUCCGUCCCAACCCAAUCUCCAUCCCCUCUUUCUCUCCGUCCCAACCCAAGGUUGGCGACAUUUUCAUACGACUCUCUCUCUCUCCAUCCCCUAUUUCUCUCCGUCCCAACCCAAGGUCGGCGACAUUUUCAUACAACUCUCUCUCUCUCUCUCUCUCUCUGCCCUCCAUUGUUGCCGCGAGAGACUGAGGAAAAUUGUUGAACUAGUUGGAAGGCAUUGAACUCCAGCUUCGAUCAUGGCUAAAGAAAAUCUUGAGGUGCUAAAUGCACUCGAUGUGGCCAAGACACAAUGGUACCAUUUCACCGCCAUCAUCAUUGCCGGCAUGGGGUUCUUCACCGACGCGUAUGAUCUCUUUUGCGUUUCCCUCGUCACGAAGCUCCUCGGUCGCAUAUACUACUAUGAGGGUAAGGAUAAGCCUGGCUCGCUCCCUCCGAACGUGGCUGCCGCUGUCAACGGCGUCGCCUUCUGCGGUACUCUAGCCGGCCAGCUCUUCUUCGGCUGGCUUGGGGACAAAUUAGGUCGGAAGCGUGUCUAUGGUUUAACCCUCCUUAUUAUGAUCAUCUGCUCCGUCGGCUCCGGCUUGUCCUUUGGGGAUUCACGGAAUAGUGUUAUAGCAACCCUAUGCUUCUUCCGAUUCUGGCUCGGGUUUGGGAUCGGAGGGGAUUACCCACUCUCCGCCACCAUCAUGUCGGAGUACGCGAACAAGAAGACUCGUGGGGCAUUCAUCGCUGCAGUGUUUGCGAUGCAAGGGUUUGGGAUUUUGGGGGGUGGGAUCGUCGCUUUGAUUGUCUCCUCAGCAUUCGAUCAUAAGUUUAAGGCCCCGGCUUACAAAGACAAUCCAGUGGGCUCGACCGUUCCUCAAGCCGAUUACGUGUGGCGUAUCAUUGUCAUGCUCGGUGCAGUACCCGCGGCCCUCACUUAUUAUUAUAGAAUGAAAAUGCCUGAAACUGCUCGUUACACCGCCCUCGUCGCAAGAAACGGAAAGCAGGCAGCUGCAGACAUGUCUAAGGUGUUGCAAGUGGAUAUUGAAUCAGAACAAGAGAAGGUGGAGAAAUUUACCCAAGAUCCCCGCAACAGCUAUGGCCUUUUCUCGAAGGAAUUCGCCCGCCGCCACGGCCUCCACCUCGUAGGGACAGCCACCACGUGGUUCUUGCUCGACAUCGCUUUCUAUAGCCAAAACCUCUUCCAAAAGGACAUUUUCACCGCGAUCGGGUGGCUCCCAGCGGCGAAGGAGAUGAACGCCAUUCAAGAGGUAUACAAAAUUGCUAAGGCACAAACCCUGAUCGCUCUUUGCAGUACUGUGCCUGGGUAUUGGUUCACUGUCGCGACGAUCGAUUACAUCGGAAGAUUCUUCAUCCAAAUGAUGGGUUUCGCCAUGAUGUCAAUCUUCAUGUUUGCCAUCGCCAUCCCAUACAACCACUGGAAACAUCACCAUAUAGGAUUCGUCGUGAUGUACUCACUCACCUUCUUCUUCGCCAACUUCGGGCCAAACGCAACAACAUUCAUUGUUCCCGCUGAGAUCUUCCCGGCGCGGUUGAGAUCCACAUGCCAUGGCAUAUCGGCGGCUGCAGGGAAAGCUGGAGCCAUUGUUGGGGCUUUUGGGUUCUUGUAUGCGGCGCAGGAUAAAACAAGCCCCGAUGCAGGUUAUAAGCCGGGUAUCGGCGUGAAGAAUGCAUUGCUUGUGCUUGGGGGGAUUAAUCUUGCGGGAAUGUUGUUCACUUUGCUCGUGCCGGAGCCAAAGGGCAGGUCACUGGAGGAAAUUGGAGGAGAGAACGUGGAUGAUAAUGAGAUGGGUGAAGGUAGGGAGAUGCAGCCUCCUUCAUUGGGACCAUUUGGUGGUUAGAGAAUUCGACCAAGAAAAACAAAAAAAGUGUGGUUGUAGGAGGAGAAUUUUGUUGUUUGUUCUUGAAUUUACGUUGUUUUGGUUUAAUAUUGGUGUAGAUAGAUUCCCUCCACAAUGUGAUUUUUCCUUGGAUGGCAUGAUUCGACUUUGUUUCAUUGCCGGUAUAUGUAAUCCUCUAUUUGCUUUGCUGAUACUUGUUUUAAUAAUAUUGAUCAAAAAUUGCUUCUUCUUUUCUAAAGUCGGCUAUUCUAAUGAAAUAAUUAAUUUCUC
Eucalyptus grandis is the source of this 2246-nucleotide messenger RNA. RefSeq names its product inorganic phosphate transporter 1-4. The record is from RefSeq and is a predicted model, not a curated record. Gene Ontology annotation, cellular component: membrane. Gene Ontology annotation, biological process: phosphate ion transport; transmembrane transport. Gene Ontology annotation, molecular function: phosphate transmembrane transporter activity. Bases 369 to 1976 code for a protein of 535 amino acids. The transcript is spliced from 3 exons. Lineage: Eukaryota; Viridiplantae; Streptophyta; Magnoliopsida; Myrtales; Myrtaceae.